Messenger RNA from Clarias gariepinus (North African catfish), 2028 nucleotides. It is a transcript of the gene rcbtb2, whose product is annotated as regulator of chromosome condensation (RCC1) and BTB (POZ) domain containing protein 2. Lineage: Eukaryota; Metazoa; Chordata; Actinopteri; Siluriformes; Clariidae. The transcript is spliced from 12 exons. The coding region runs from base 160 to 1743 and encodes 527 amino acids. The record is from RefSeq and is a predicted model, not a curated record. Gene Ontology annotation, molecular function: protein binding.
GCACCUCGCGGCAGUGUUUCUAAACACAGUGUACAGCGCGGUCAGUAUGGAGGCGUCCAUGUUCACUGGGAAUGGACACGAAACUGAUAAAAGACGUUAAUGCAGCCGGAAAACUGCCCAUUAAGACGUGGAGUCUCCAUGUAAUAGUACGAGAGUAGUAUGCUUGACGUGGGAAAGUGGCCAGUGUUUGCUCUUCUGCCUCCUGAGGAACUGCGUCUCAUCCGCCAAGCCUGUGUGUUUGGCAGCGCUGCUAAUGAGGCUCUCUACGUUACAGUCAACGAUGAGGUGUUUGCUUUGGGAACAAACUGCAGUGGAUGCUUGGGUCUGGGAGAUGUCCAAAGCACCAUUGAACCCAGGAGGAUAGAUGCUCUUUGUGGGAAGAAGAUUACCUCUCUGAGCUUUGGCACAGGGCCGCAUGUCGUCAUUGCCACUGCAGAAGGAGAGGUGUAUGCCUGGGGCCACAAUGGCUACAGCCAGUUAGGGAAUGGCACCACUAACCACGGCCUGAUCCCUGCCCUGGUGUCUACCAACCUCAUCAGUAAGAGGGUGACUGAGGUGGCCUGUGGCUCCCAUCACACCAUUGCGCUCACCAAUGACGGAGAGGUGUAUGCAUGGGGCUACAACAACUCUGGCCAGGUGGGAUCGGGUUCUACAGCCAACCAACCCACGCCACGCAGGGUAAGCAGCUGCCUGCAGAACAAGGUUGUAGUAAACAUUGCCUGUGGCCAGCUCUGCUCCAUGGCUGUCCUGGACAAUGGAGAGAUCUAUGGCUGGGGCUAUAACUGUAAUGGGCAGCUGGGUCUGGGUAACAAUGGCAACCAACAAACCCCGUGUCGUAUCGCUGCUCUGCAGGGAAUCAACAUUGUCCAGGUGGCUUGUGGCUACGCGCACACCCUGGCAUUAACAGAUGAGGGGUUUGUUUACGCCUGGGGUGCCAAUGCUUAUGGGCAGCUAGGCACUGGGAACAAGAGCAACCAGGCAUUGCCCACACUCAUUAACAUGGACAAGGAAAGGUUGGUGGAAGUGGCUGCAUGUCACACUAGUCACACGUCUGCCGCUAAGACACAGAGCGGUCAGGUGCUGAUGUGGGGUCAGUGUCGAGGUCAGGCUAUUCCCUGCCCACACAGCACACAUUUCUCCAGCACAGAUGAUGUGUUUGCCUGUUUUGCUACCCCUGCCGUCACCUGGCGUCUUCUCACUGUGGAUGGUGAUGACUACCUGACUGUGGCUCAGUCUCUUAAGAGAGAGUUUGACAGCCCUGCAAUUUCAGACCUCAAGUUCCUUGUAGAUGGAAAAUGUAUACAUGUUCACAAAGCUCUGCUUAAAAUCAGAUGUGAGCAUUUUCGGACCCUGUUAAAUGAGACUGAUGAAGAAGCCAUUGAAAUCCAUCAGUUCUCCUACAUGGUUUACCGGGCUUUCCUGGAGUACCUCUACACUGACACUAUAAAUCUGCCACCAGAGGACGCUAUAGGUCUUUUAGAUCUUGCUACCUACUACAGAGAGACUCGUCUAAAACGGCUGUGCCAGGAAACCAUUAAAAGAGGUAUUUCAGAAGAGAAUGCCAUCACAUUGCUAUCUGCAGCUGUGAAAUAUGAGGCAAAGGACUUGGAAGAGUUCUGCUUCAAGUUCUGUGUCAACCACUUGACUGCCGUCACUCAGACCCAGGCCUUUGCUGAUAUGGACCACGACCUGUUGAAGAACUUUAUUAGCAAAGCAAGCCGUUAUGGGGCCUUUAAAAACUAAGCUGGAGCAUGACUAGACCAGAGAGAGAGCUGGAGAAGAAUCAUUUAUUAUAUCUGCUAGAAACAGGCAAUGUUCCAUGGUAUGUAAAAGAGCAUGGCAGCACAUCUUCUGUUUAGAUAAACCACUCCACUGGGUGACUACUUGGCCCUAAUGCUUUUAAGGUGCACUAUCCAAGAUGACAAAAAAAUGCAUAUGGGGUGUUGUAGGCACCUGGGUAGUCAAAACACUAUACAGUACUGUGCAAAAGUUGAAGGCACAUAAAACAUCAGUAAUUGAAUUUUUUUU